Molecule: messenger RNA, 1938 nt
Organism: Cordyceps fumosorosea ARSEF 2679
Lineage: Eukaryota; Fungi; Ascomycota; Sordariomycetes; Hypocreales; Cordycipitaceae
Product: DUF255 domain protein
Exons: 2
Coding region: 1-1938 (645 amino acids)
Biological process (GO): carbohydrate metabolic process
Source: RefSeq, a predicted model, not a curated record
AUGUCGAUCGAGUCGUUCGCAAACACCGAAUGCGCCGCCGUACUCAACGAUGCCUUUAUCCCUGUUCUUAUUGACAGAGAGUCUCGCCCCGACUUGGAUACCAUCUACAUGAAUUAUGUCCAAGCUGUCAGUAGUGUUGGCGGCUGGCCACUGAAUCUUUUCGUCACACCAGAGCUUGAGCCCGUUUUUGGUGGCACAUACUGGCCUGGGCCCAAUGCCGCGCAUCGCGCACACGACGGGAGUGCCGAAGACGCUUUGGAUUUCUUGACCAUUAUCAAGAAAGUAAGAGACAUCUGGAAGGAGCAAGAAGCAAGAUGCCGCAAGGAAGCCACCGAGGUGCUUGCUCAACUGAGAGAAUUUGCCGCGGAAGGGACCCUAGGGACAAGACCUAUUGCGCAAACACAGACAUUUGCGCCUUCAGGUUGGGCGGCACCUGUUCCAAGCGAGCCAUCGAAAAACACUGAUAGAACCGCCGCACUGUCGAGCGAACUUGAUUUGGAUCAACUUGAGGAGGCUUACACACACAUCGCGGGCACCUUUGACCCCGUCUACGGAGGGUUUGGACUGGCUCCCAAGUUCCUAACUCCGCCGAAAUUGCAGUUCUUGCUUGGACUUCGCACUUCUCCUAGUCCUGUUCAGGAUAUCGUGGGAGAGGCAGAAUGCACUUAUGCGACAGACAUGGCGGUCGACACCCUGCGAAAGAUUCGAGACGGAGCGCUACACGACCAUGUCGGAGCCACCGGAUUCGCUCGCUGCUCUGUUACUCCAGACUGGUCAAUACCGAAUUUUGAAAAACUCGUUGUCGACAAUGCACAACUUCUCUCCCUCUAUCUUGCGGCGUGGCAAAUCGCCGGCGGGCAAGCGACAAGUGAAUUCUACAACAUUGUCCUGGAACUUGCAGUAUACUUGACAUCGGCCCCAAUUCUGCGAUCAGAUGGACUGCUUGCAUCCAGUGAAGCAGCUGACUCCUAUGUACGAAAUGGUGACAGAGAGAUGAAGGAGGGUGCUUUCUACCUCUGGACCAGGCGAGAAUUUGACAGCAUUAUUGAAACUGCGGAGAAGGGCGCCAGCCAAGUAGUUGCUGCCCACUGGGGCAUUCUGGAAGACGGCAACGUUGAUGAGCAGCAUGACCCAAACGAUGACUUCAUGAACCUAAAUAUAUUGCGGGUGGUCAAGACACCGGAAGAGCUGAGCAAACAGUUCAAUAUACCCGUGGAGAAGGUUGAGCAGUCUAUCCGCACCGCACAGAAGGAGCUGAAGACGAGAAGGGAACGCGAGCGAGUGCGUCCGGAUGUUGACGACAAGGCUGUCACUGGUUGGAACGCAUUGGCGCUGUCUGCUCUUGCCAAGACGGCUGAGGCUUUAAAAACGAUCAAUCCGGAAAUCAGCGCUAAAUGCACUGCUGUGGCAAGUGGACUUGCCUCCUUCCUUCAAGAGCACCUGUGGGAUGCUCAGGCAAAGCUGUUGUAUCGAAUCUGGACGGGGAAGAGAGAUGUUGAAGGAUUUGCUGAUGACUAUGCAUAUGCCAUUCAAGGCCUUCUGGAUCUAUUCGACACCAAUGGCGAUGAAACUUUAAUCGAGUUUGCUGAUCAACUGCAGAAGGCACAAGUUUCGCAAUUUUAUGACCCUGCAGGUGGCUUCUUUACUACCACAGCUAAAUCUUCCUUUGCCAUCUUGCGACUGAAGGACGGCAUGGACACGUCCCUGCCUUCAACAAACGCCGUUUCCGUCUCCAACUUGUACAGACUCGGCCACGUCCUCGAGGACCAGACUUUUACGGCCAUGGCCCGCAGCAGUAUUAACGCCUUUGAGCCGGAGAUGCUGCAGCACCCGUGGCUCUUCCCGGGCCUACUUGGCGGCGUUGUCACGGCUCGCCUCGGCGUAGCUGGGGCUCGUAGUGAGGAGGUCAAGUAUAAGGCGACGAGAGAAAAGGCUUAG